Nannospalax galili (Upper Galilee mountains blind mole rat) is the source of this 9036-nucleotide messenger RNA. RefSeq names its product zinc finger protein 618 (gene Znf618). Bases 317 to 3082 code for a protein of 921 amino acids. NCBI's taxonomy places the organism in Eukaryota, Metazoa, Chordata, Mammalia, Rodentia, Spalacidae. The transcript has 16 exons. The record is from RefSeq and is a predicted model, not a curated record.
UGCAGCUGGACGGAAAAGCACGGCUAGCAGGACACCUAAUUAAAUGCGGAGCAGCUGAGAAAAGCAACGUUUGGGCUUGUAAAUCUACACGUAGAAGUCAGGGAAGAGCGGGAGUUGCCCGUGUCCUUGAUGCUGCCAACAUUUUCCGAGGGAAGCGGUGGUUCUAUGCUGUGCAAGCCUGUGAGAGAAUGCAUUCACAUGGUCCCUUGUCCUCUGUGGGCUAAGGGAGCGCUUGAAGCGCAGCCAGAAGAGUUCCAAGGUGGAGGGCCCAGAGCCAGUGCCUGCGGAGGCCUCGCUGAGCGCCGAGCAGGGGACGAUGACGGAGGUGAAGGUGAAGACGGAACUGCCCGACGACUACAUCCAAGAGGUUAUCUGGCAGGGCGAGGCCAAGGAGGAGAAGAAGGCAGUCAGCAAAGAUGGGACAGGUGAUGUGCCUGCAGAGAUCUGCGUGGUGAUUGGCGGGGUCCGCAACCAACAAACCCUGGAUGGAAAAGCUCCCGAAGGCAGCCCCCACGGCGGAUCUGUGCGGAGCCGGUAUUCAGGGACCUGGAUUUUUGACCAAGCUUUGAGAUAUGCAUCUGGUUCCUAUGAAUGCGGGAUCUGUGGCAAAAAAUACAAGUAUUACAACUGCUUUCAGACCCACGUGCGGGCACACCGAGACACCGAAGCCACCUCAGGAGAGGGAGCCUCCCAGAGCAACAAUUUCAGGUACACAUGUGACAUCUGUGGAAAGAAAUACAAAUACUACAGCUGUUUCCAGGAGCACCGAGACCUGCACGCUGUGGAUGCUGUUGCCUCCCGCCUGGGCACAGUGUUCAGUGUGGAAGGGGCCCCCGAGAAUCGGGCAGACCCCUUUGACCAAGGUGUCGUGGCCACUGAUGAGGUGAAGGAGGAGCCUCCCGAGCCGUUCCAGAAAAUCGGACCAAAAACGGGCAAUUACACCUGUGAAUUCUGCGGGAAGCAGUACAAGUACUACACACCCUACCAGGAGCACGUGGCCUUACACGCCCCCAUCAGUACUGCCCCCGGGUGGGAGCCACCGGAAGAUCCAGACACGGGCUCUGAGUGUUCCCAUCCAGAGGUCACCCCGUCUCCACGCUUCGUGGCAGCGAAGACCCAGACGAACCAGUCGGGGAAAAAAGCUCCGGCCUCCGUGGUCCGAUGCACCACCCUCUUACACCGCACCCCUCCAGCCACCCAAACUCAGACGUUCCGCACUCCAAAUUCGGGAUCUCCAGCAAGCAAGGCAACUGCAGCAGAAAGCGCUUUCAGUCGGAGAGUAGAAAGCAAAGCACAAAACCACUUUGAAGAAACCAAUAGCAGCUCACAAAACUCCAGUGAAACUGCAAGUCCCCUGAUUUCCAAUCCUUUCCCUCUCCUGCAGAAACCCUACACCUGUGGCGCCUGUGGAAUCCAGUUCCAGUUCUAUAACAACUUAUUGGAGCACAUGCAGUCACAUGCAGCUGACAAUGAAAACAACAUUGCCUCCAACCAGUCCCGAUCUCCACCCGCUGCAGUGGAAGAGAAGUGGAAACCUCAGGCCCAGAGGAACAGCGCUAACAAUACCACAACUAGUGGUUUGACACCCAACAGCAUAAUCCCCGAGAAGGAGCGGCAGAACAUCGCAGAGCGACUGCUGCGGGUCAUGUGCGCAGACCUGGGUGCACUGAGCGUGGUCAGCGGGAAAGAGUUCCUCAAGUUGGCCCAAACAUUGGUAGACAGUGGUGCCCGCUAUGGGGCUUUCUCCGUCACUGAAAUCCUGGGAAACUUUAACACGCUAGCACUGAAGCACCUGCCACGCAUGUACAACCAGGUGAAGGUGAAGGUGACGUGUGCCCUGGGUAGCAAUGCCUGCCUGGGCAUUGGCGUCACCUGCCACUCGCAGAGUGUGGGCCCUGACUCCUGCUAUAUCCUGACAGCCUACCAGGCCGAGGGCAACCACAUUAAGAGCUAUGUGCUGGGUGUGAAGGGCGCAGACAUUCGAGACAGCGGGGACCUGGUUCACCACUGGGUGCAGAAUGUCCUGUCAGAGUUUGUGAUGUCAGAGAUCCGGACGGUGUACGUCACGGACUGCCGGGUGAGCGCAUCCGCCUUCUCUAAGGCUGGCAUGUGCCUUCGCUGCUCAGCCUGUGCCUUGAACUCAGUGGUGCAGAGCGUGCUGAGCAAGCGGACACUACAGGCCCGCAGCAUGCACGAGGUCAUCGAAUUGCUCAAUGUGUGCGAGGACCUGGCAGGCUCCACGGGGCUGGCCAAGGAGACCUUUGGGUCGCUGGAGGAGACAUCACCACCACCCUGCUGGGACUCAGUGACGGACUCGUUGCUACUGGUUCAUGAGCGCUACGAGCAGAUCUGCGAGUUCUACAGCCGUGCCAAGAAGAUGAACCUCAUCCAGAGCCUCAACAAGCACCUGCUGAGCAACCUGGCCGCCAUCCUGACCCCCGUGAAGCAGGCGGUCAUCGAGCUGAGCAAUGAGAGCCAGCCCACCCUGCAGCUCGUGCUGCCCACCUAUGUCCGACUGGAGAAGCUGUUCACGGCCAAGGCCAACGACGCAGGCACUGUCAGCAAACUGUGCCACCUCUUCCUGGAGGCACUCAAGGAGAACUUCAAGGUACACCCAGCCCACAAGGUGGCAAUGAUCUUGGAUCCACAGCAGAAGCUGCGACCAGUGCCCCCCUACCAGCAUGAAGAGAUCAUUAGCAAGGUGUGCGAGCUUAUCAACGAGGUCAAAGAGUCCUGGGCUGAGGAGGCUGACUUUGAACCUGCAGCCAAGAAGGCCCGCUCAGCCGCAGGCGAACACCCCACGGCUCAGGAAGAUGACCGGUUGGGCAAGAAUGAAGUAUAUGAUUACCUGCAAGAACCACUCUUCCAGGCCACCCCUGAUCUCUUCCAGUACUGGUCAUGCGUGACCCAAAAGCACACGAAACUGGCCAAGCUUGCCUUCUGGCUCCUGGCAGUUCCGGCUGUGGGGGCCCGAAGCGGGUGUGUAAAUAUGUGUGAACAAGCACUUCUGAUCAAAAGAAGGCGACUGCUCAGUCCAGAAGACAUGAACAAGCUCAUGUUUCUGAAAUCCAACAUGCUUUAAGAAUUUACUUUGAAAAAAAAAGAGAUAAAAACAAGUAAAUAAGACAAAAAGAAAAGAACAUUAGGGAAAAAACACAACACACAACACUGUCACAAACAAAGAAAAGAAAUUUAAGUUCUAAACACUGUGGAACCUCAUUGUAAAUGCCCCCCCUGGAAACUUAAGUGCUUUUUUUCAGUGUGUGUGUGCUUGUGUGUCCACACCCACACACGUGGCACCGCGUGUUCAAACACACAUGCCAUGGGUGUAGGGUGUGGGGAGGUUCCGUGCUCAUAUGCACAACUAGAGAAACUCUGCACAUGCAUGCACAUACACACUACCCUGGUGCAUGUAUGCGCGUCUGCUCAUGGGCGCGUGUUCAUUGAACUGGGUGUGUCAGGAAAGCCGAGCGACUGGGAAAGUGGGAUAAGUUUCACCUUUCUCGGGCAGGGGCUUUAAGGACUCCGUUUUUAGGUGUGCAGAUUGGGAGAAGCUGAUGUUGUGAAAGGCUCAGGUAACUGAGCUCCCAAGUGGCUUGACCUCCUGUCCCCCACCCCAGCCCUUCUUCUCCAUUCCUCUGUGCCCUCUACCCACGGUGCCCAUCCCCUGCCCCAGCUGCUCUGCCACAGAUUCUCCAAACUGCAUCAGACGGACAGUUUCUGCACUGGACUUUGUUUCUUGUUCACUUUCAGGGCAUUGAGCUGCUGCGCCGUGACCUCUCUGUUGGAUGUCCGGAGCAGCCGCCUUAGAAACACACCUAUCUCCCCAAAUCAGGAAAGGAGACUUUAAGAAUAUAAAGCUGACAUUUUGCUUUUUAAUAUAAGAGAGAAAAAAACAAGACUUUUUUUUUCAGAGUAUAGAUAACUGUCUCCACUCCAUUUUUUCCUCAACAUUUUAGCAAUUUUUACCUUUUUAGGGGGUUGAGUUUUUUUCACAUUUGAUUUAGACUCUGCUAGGAGGCACUGAAUGUCUAUGUCUGUAACUUAUGUUCUGAAGUUUUGUUUUAUUUGUUUGUUUGUUUGUUUGUUUGACUGACCCUUUCUGUCCCCAAGUCACACUGUAAACUAGCUCAUCUCAGUGGCGUUCAGGAUUCAGGUCAUGUCUGUGCCAUGUGGAGUCGGGGGUGGGGAGGAGUCAGGGUUCCUUGGCUGUGAGGCUUGGUGGAAGUUGUUCAGGCAGCAUGUGGCUUAGGGGUCCUGAAUGUCAGUGGGAAAGCCCUGCCUGUUACCCACAUGUAGUACCUGCGAAUGUCCACCUCCUGUACCCAGACUGCUUUGCACCCCCUCACCACACCCUGACCUCCAGAUCCACAGGGACUCAAGACUUGGUCCAUAUCUGCAUCUGCCAGACCCAUAGUCUCUCCCCAUCCCCAGGCCCCAGGGGGAUCAUAUCUCUCAGGGGUCCUCACAGGCACCUCAGACCUCCAGUCAUGCAGCAGUGGAGCACGGUACAUUGUUGGCUGAACAGUGGGCAUCCUGUGGGUGGGUGCACUCGACUCAAUGCUGUGAAAGGGGUCUUCAGGCCUCACUCCUGACCACCUUGGUCAGGAGCAAGUGUUUCUACAUACUGUCUAUAUGUUCUCUUCACAAAUGAAGUUCAGCCCUUGAUGCUCCCGCCUCUGUGAAUAAAGAACUUGGGGUCCCCGGGCCCUCCAGUGACCGCAGCUGUGGGCUAGGGAUGCUUAAUGCCUCAGGCUGAGAAUGAUCACCCUUGUGGGCCAUUUGCAAAAGCACCUCAGCCACCUGGGGCUUGGGUUCCCCCGACUGUCCAGUCAUAAAGCAUUACUCAACUGCGAGAUACCUCGACUACAAAAGCACUGUACCAUAACCCUCCCCUGGGGCCCCAGCAGGAGGGGAGUGAAGUUGGUUUAAGGACUCAGAGGAGACUUCUCCAGUCAUGUUUGCAGUUCUAGAACACUGUCCUCUUGAGCUAAGCCUGAACACUUGGCCUCACAAUAACUAAUCGAACUCUCCUGCAGUCUCAGACACACAGAUAGAUCAGAGUGGAUGGGCUGUGUCCACAUGCCCUCCAGCAAGCUACAGUCUCAGGAACCACCGUAUUGUCUCCACUUCUGAUGGAGUUCUAGGCAUUUCCAUCGUGAUGUCUUCAACUUGGGUCUCACCAUCAGAAGAGCCUCUGUCCACAGUGGAGAAAUGCAGACAGGAACAAACCCAAGAUCGCUCCUUGGAGAAUGUGGGAACGUCAUCAGGCUUCUCAGGGCAUUCCAGAAGGUGGGCUCUGGAAAGCUGAUGGUGGUACCUCCGGCCUUGUUCCGCUGCUGCCACAACCUGGCACCCGUAGCCACCCCAGAAGCUGGGUUCUUACUGCAGUUGGUAACAACGAAACCACGGCAUCCAUCCUGCCUUGCCCAGCAGCAGAGCUGGCCUGGGCUGCUAUUACCAGGCCAGUGAAUAGAAAACAGGCCAAGCCCAGAUGUGCAGUUUGAGCCCUAUACAUUCUUUUUAGAGCACAGGAUGUUUGCCCUCCAGACAGAAAAAGUUGUGUUAAACUCCAGGCACCUGGUCACAGGUUGCCACCUCCUGCCCAGUUCUUUUGCACCUCAAUUUGAUACUUAGGGCUUAGCUUGCCUCUGCAGGUUUAAUGUGAAUCCUACUACAUCCUCAGAAACCUGUCCCCUAAGCUGUCUCAUCCUCACAGAUUGUAAGGCAGCAGGCUGUCAAUCAUUUCUGUCUUGCAACCUCUGGUUCCCCUGGAAGCGAGUGUUAUCAACGGGAAAGGCUGUACUCGGUGCCCUCAUGUCUGCUCCCAUGCAGGCACUCCCCACGGUGUAAAUCUGCAACAAGCAGAUCAGUUAAAAACCCAAAGAUCUCCCGGGUCCAGCCGUAGGUACCAAUACAGCAAUAUCCACCUUACCAAAUUCUAGUUCAGCCAAAGCACUGAGACAGGCUCUUUGAGACCAUCUCCAGGGGCCUGACCUGGCCUUGACCUUUGGAAGGAUUUUUGUCAUCUGUCUUCCUAUGGCCUAUGUAGAUCUUUGCAUCACAUCUUUGGGGCUAGGGGAGCAGGGAGCUGGGCCGUUCUGUCCUGCUCUCACCACUAACUCAGAUACAGCUUGCCUUGAGCUGUGUGAUUCCCUGAAUGAAAAUAGCCUUUGCUUCAACAUCCAUGAACCAAAACAGAGAGGUGGAAAAAAAAUCACGUCUACUCAGCAGGAUUUUCCCCUUGUCUGGGGUCAUUUUCUUUCACCAACAAAGCUCAAGCCAAGCCCUGCAACAUCGAGGGCUACCUCAGAUUCGGAGUAGCCCAGGUCUCAGGUCUGUGAGGAGUGAUGGUGGAUGGAAACAGCUUGGUCCCAGCACCAUUCCUCUGAUCUCAGCACCCAAGUCCACCUGCCAGACCUCUCUUUCAUGGCACAUUCAGAAACCAGGAAGAAGGACAGGCCCUGCCUGAGCAGAACUCUGCACUUCAUCCCUGGGAGUUCCCAGCACAAGAAGCUACCAACUGCACAAGCGAGGUCACCACCAUCCCACUUGGUGGCUUCACCUUGGCUUUGUGAGGUUGGCCCUUGGAUGAGGGACAGGCACCUGUUUCCUGGAGAGAAGAGAAGGGCAGCUGGGGACAUUGAUGAAAAGUCAUGGGCCUCCAGGGUUCUAGGAAGGAUUCUGGACAUGGCUGUGGACUGGCCUGCACCCUCUCUUCAGUUUCAGAUUUUAUAGCCUGCACUUUGAAGAAACAGAAUUCUACAAGGCGUGUUUUCCACUGUGAAGCCAAAUCUCUGCCUUAGGAGCUCCCUGUUCUUAAGCAAGGCCUCUUAUUCCCCUGGCCUUGGGCUUGAGAUAGGGACACCUGGGGAGAGUCCUCAUACUCUGAGGACACAGUGUCAGCAGGCAGCUCAGGGGAGGCUGGGAUGUAGAUGGAGAAGGGAGGCCCUGUGAGUCACCAUCCAGAUCUCAUGUCAUACACAGAGGGCAACCUCUUCCACCCCGCAAGCUUUGCCAAGCCCCCAGCAUCCCCUGGCCUUGGGAACAGUAUGACAGCACUGUGUCCAGCUCGUACCUAGAGGAAGGCUCCUAGUAGGCAUAACUAAGAGACUUGAGGCUCAGGCGACAUGCUGGGGGCCAUGCACAGGAGCUCCUGUCCCCAAGGCAGCGGGAGAACUGGCACAGAGGUUGCCCCUCCCCUUCACUGUGGCUAAUGUUUGCUAGGCCAGUUAUGGUGAACCAAUGAUACAGUGUUUCCCACUUAUGUUUCCCUCCUAGUCUCCCUUUGCAGGGUUUUCAGGGGAAUUUUGUUGCUGUAGUUGUUUUAGGGUUUUUUUUUCCCCCCCUCUCUCAUUUGGAUCUGAGGAUAGUGGUCUGGAGAGACCUGACUUUGACCAAGGUUGCUAAGCGGGUAUGAGGCUGCUCUUGGAGGAGGGUGUCACAUUCAAGGUUCCACUCUGUACUGGAAAUUCCCUAAGCUUACAGUUGGGCAUUAGCAUCAUGACCCCCAAGGGUCCUACCCACCCAAACAUCCCACUGGAUACCUUGAGUCUUUGAACCAAAGUUCCUUAAAGGGGCACAGCCUGGCCUUGUCUGCAACCUCAGGGGCCUGGAUUCCUGUGACGCCUCCUAAAUUCCCAUGGAACAGCCUGAAUUCUCUGUUGGCACAGGCCAGGGAGUCCAAGGCCAGCUAGAAGGAGGGCUCCUCCCACAAACCAGGUGCCAAUAGACUCUCCUAGGACCCUUUCCCCAACCAGCCAGAGUGGAUGGCUUCCCAACCAGGGCUUGAGCUCCUGGCCAACCAGGAAAGAGUGAGAGCCCUGCAGGAGAGUCCUUUAGACCCCAAGCAUCAGGAAACCUUUUUGUACAACAACCCCAUGCAGAGAUAUUUUUUAAGAGGCAUAAAUUAUUUUCAGUUGUUUUCUGAUCCUGCCUUUUUCUUUUCCCCACAACUUCACAUCGGUGAUCCUUUCACAUCAGGUAAAUCUUGAGAAAGCCUUGGUGCCCCAUCCCUCCCACUCUCCUACUCAGUGACCAUGUGCGUGCGCCCCCAUUCUUUCUCAGUAGUAAAGACAUUCUAGGCAAUACCAUGGACACAUCUGUGUCUUGCUUCAAGUGCAAGAAACUCAAGUCAUCUUAAAAAAAAUUAAAAACACAAAAAAAAUUUACAAAAAAGCAAACACACAAAAAAAUAUCUUUUUUAGGCCAGAGUUUUCUACAGGUAUUAAUGAAUAUUUUUCUUAAUCCUUAUAAGUUUUAUGUGUUUAAUAUUUCUUAAUACCGGUAGCAUUAAUUUAUACUUUUGUAGCAACACAAUAUUUUUAUAAACAGCCAGUGCUUGGCUCAAGUCUUCACGGGGGUUUAUGCAGGGCCAUCUUAGGGACCCUGUGUACCAUGUACUGUAUUUAAAAAAAAAAGUUACCUAGUGUCACUCUUGCUGUGUUAAUUAACAAAGACGUUGUUGGCGGUCUCCUGUGUUGUUGGUAUGGAUCCAACCAUCCUCCAAGGAGGCACAUUGCAUGGGGUUGAGUUGACGAUUCUUGUGAUACAUAAACCCCCAAGGCCAAACUUGAGGGUUUAUUUAGGGAUUUCUGUGUGUCUUUUGGGUUUUUUUGUUUUGUUUUUCUUUGGUUUGGGUACCGUUUUGCUGUUUUACAGCCAAAUCAAUUUCAUGAUGUUUAAAAAUUGUACUGAUGUCAAAUGGAGGAAAGGAACAGAAAAUUUAAAAAAAAAAGAUUUUUACAAAAGUAAUAAAAUUUAAAACUGAGCUGUUUAAAUGUUGCUGUUUUUACCUGUCUGUUCUUGUCCAAAAGUGGAACAUUCCCAAGGAGACGAGGAAGGUUCCAUCAGGUUCCUCAAAUCACCAAAAGCCCCAGCCAAGGUUCAGUACCUAACCCCUCCCCAGCCAUUUCCCAGUUGGUUGAUGCCAAGGCAAAGAGACAUAAUUAACAACUAGAGGAUCAGUCGCCUAAGCGAGUUCAUGAGUUCAUGUCAGUGUUGUAUUUAUGGUUUUACAAUAAAAUGACCUUUAGG